Messenger RNA from Acipenser ruthenus (sterlet), 3688 nucleotides. Its product is annotated as semaphorin-3D-like. Bases 272 to 2566 code for a protein of 764 amino acids. Lineage: Eukaryota; Metazoa; Chordata; Actinopteri; Acipenseriformes; Acipenseridae. Gene Ontology annotation, molecular function: chemorepellent activity; semaphorin receptor binding. The record is from RefSeq and is a predicted model, not a curated record. The transcript has 19 exons. Gene Ontology annotation, biological process: neural crest cell migration; axon guidance; negative chemotaxis.
UCGGUAAAACCUACAGCCGUCCUCUCGAGUAAAUUAAUCCAUGUGAACAGAAUGAGCUUGAUGUGGAAAGUCAUUUAGCUCAGAAGGGGUCUUAUUUGGAAUACCUCACACAGCAAGCGAGUCUACAAAAUUCCAUCUGGAGAGAAUUUCAACUACAACAGGUAUACAAGCUUCUUCCUUCGCCAUUGAAUCCAGCUGGUCACUGAUACCAAAAGUUUGCAGGUUCCCCGCAGGGUGAUGUUGUAAGGCAGCGUGACUCUGGAAUCGAGAGAUGGGAUUUCUGACUGUGUUGUCCAGGAGGAGGUCACUGCUCCUCUGCCUGCUGAUCCAGCUUCUCCAGGUGGCCUCCUGGAGCUCAGCUUGGACUCAGGGGGCGGCGCGCCUGCGCCUCUCAUACCGAGAUCUGCAGACAUCCAACAGUUCCACUGUCAUCAUAGGUUCCAUAAACAGCUCCAGCUACCAGGCUCUCCUCUUGGAUGAGGACCGGGGGUGGCUUUUGGCUGGAGCUAAAAACCACAUCUUCCUAUUCCGCUCAGACAACCUGAAUGAAAGUCCAGACAAGAUUUAUUGGCCAGCUGCAAAAGAUCACGUUGAACACUGCAAACUGGCAGGGAAGAAUGCAGAGACAGAAUGUGCCAAUUUCAUUCGGCUCCUCCAGCACUUUAACAAGACCCAUGUGUACGCAUGUGGAACAGGGGCCUUUCACCCAGUCUGUACCUACAUCGACCUAGGCCACAGCUCAGAGGAGCCUACUUUUCUCCUCAUCCCUCACUUAGUGGAGUCAGGCCGGGGGAAAUGUCCGUACAGUCCCCUGGAGCCAUUCACUGCAGUGCUCACUGAUGAGAAGCUCUAUGCUGGAACGUCAGUGGACUUCAUGGGUACAAAUGCAGCCCUGUUCCGUACCGCCAUCCAGGGAAGCAGCCAACACUACAUUCGGACCGAAGCUAAUCAAGACCACUGGCUCAAUGACCCCAAGUUCAUUGGUUCCUACUCUAUCCCUGACACACACAGCCCUGAUGAUGAUAAGGUGUACUUCUUCUUCAAGGAGACAGCCGUGGAGUCCAACCAGUGGGACAAGCGUAUCUACACCAGAGUGGCCCGAGUCUGCAAGAAUGAUGCUGGUGGAAAGCGGAGCCUGAUUAACAGAUGGACCACGUUUCUGAAAGCCCGGCUGGUGUGCUCAGUCCCAGGACCUGAAGACAGGGACACGUACUUUGAUGAACUUGAGGACAUCUUCCUGCUUGAGACAAGAGAUGAACAAAACCCCCUUGUGUUUGGUGUGUUCUCUGCCUCCAGCGCUGUGUUCAAAGGCUCAGCUGUCUGUGUUUACUCCAUGGCCUCCAUCCGCGCUGCUUUCAAUGGGCCUUUCGCACACAAGGAGGGGCUGGACUACCGCUGGGUAGAGUAUAAAGGAAGGAUCCCAUACCCGAGACCGGGCACCUGUCCAAGCGAGACCUACGACCCCUUGCACAAGUCAACGCAGGACUUUCCAGACGAUGUCAUUAGCUUCAUGCGAGGGCAUCAGCUCAUGUGGGAGGUGGUCCACCCUCUCAACAGGAAGCCGGUCUUCGUGAGAACUGGCGCCCCUUACCUGCUCAAGAAGGUAGUGGUGGACAGAGUGGAGGCAGACGAUGGACAGUAUAACGUCCUGUAUCUGGCAACUGAUGAAGGCAAAGUGCUGAAGGUGAUCUCCAUCCCCAAAGAGAGCUGGCAGUCAGAGGCGAUAGUGCUGGAGGAGCUCAGCGUUUUUCAGAAACCGACCCCUAUCCUUAACAUGAAGCUUUCUACAAAACGGCAACAGCUGUAUGUGAGCAGCGUCUCCGGUGUGGCCCAGGUGUCUCUGCACCGCUGUGAUCUCUAUGGGAAAGCUUGUGCAGAUUGCUGCCUGGCCAGAGACCCCUACUGUGCCUGGGAUGGCAGCUCCUGCAGCAGGUACUUCCCAACCAACAAGAGACGUGCCCGGAGACAAGAUGUUAAGCAUGGUGACCCCAAGAGCCAGUGUCAUGACAUUGGAGAUGGCUUUGAUGAUGUUGAAGAGAAGGUGAUAUAUGGGGUGGAGACCAACUCCACCUACCUGGAAUGUGUCCCCAGGUCUCAGCAAACCAGCAUCAGGUGGACUGUGCAGCACCCCAGAGCAGACCACAGCCAAGAGUUAAAAAACGAUGAUCGGUUUGUGUAUAUGGAGCAUGGCAUUCUUAUUCACCAGCUGGAGACACGUGACGCUGGCAUUUACUCCUGCCUGGCUGAGGAGCUGUCCUUCUCCCACACCAUUGCCCGCUACAGCCUCCGCGUCAUUGAGCAUGAACAUAUCGGGGCUCCACCCAGCAGGGGUGGGGCUACGAGUAGAGUGGUGGGCGGGGUUAGACAAGGACCCAACCCCUUUGGACCAAGUCAUCUGCAUUACAAGGACUACAUGCAGCUGAGCAUCUCUGGAAUGAGUGCUGACGAGUACUGUGACCAAAUCUGGCACAGAACGAAGCGCAGGCAGAAAAUGCACAAUUUAAAGUGGAAACAGGCACUGGAGAACAGAAAGGGCAGAGUGCGCAGGCAUCCGAGGACUGAGUGAAAAGCCAGGGUUUUCGAAUGAAAUUUCCUCUUACACACAACUAGUUCAAUACUUGCAAUCCCUGCAGUCCCAGUGAAGCAGAGCUUUCCGUUUUUGUAGUCUGGAACUGUCUUCCCAAAGACAAUGAAAAGUCUGAAUUCAAAAGCAACCUAUUUAUUAGACCAGGCUUAUAUCCUUGCUUGGAAAGCUGUAUUACCAUGAAGAGGACAGCACCUUGAAAUGCUAGCCUGUGAAAGGUGCUUAAUGAAUGGGUAUUGUGCUCUAAAAAAAAGAACUUGCUAAAGCACUAAAUAAGGAGUUUGCUAAUCAUGGCCCAGGCUUCUAAGUUUAAUAGGAUAUCUGUCUAUAUUCCAGUUUAGGGAGAAUGCAUUUUUAAUGUCAUAUACACCUCUAUGGGAUGCAAUCCUCAACACUUUCCUGUUUUUAUUAGUCAUACCUAAAUAUAGAAAAGAGUAACACAAAAAAAGACAUAUUAUGAUGGCUUUGUCACAUAAGGAACUAAUUUUCAUUUCUUCAGAAUUGGAACAAGGCUGUGUUUUCAUGUGACUUAUAUAAAGUCUUAUCUGCCCCAUCAACAAUCAAGCAGUUCUGAAAACAAACAAAUGACCAAAGCACUGGUAGAAGCUGGUGGUAUUAUUAUUAUAAUUUUUUUUUUUACCUAGUCAUGUGACUGCACUGCUUGUUCAAGAAUUCUACCAGCUCACCAGCAGUUUCUGGAAUUUUCUUCACAGGUGUGACCUGAAGAUAAUAAAUCAAGUGGACCCAGAAUUUGUAAUGGAUGGAUUUUUUAAAAAAUUUUUAAUUACAGUGGGAAUAUACCAUACCAUGGCUUUAUUUUUACAUAUUUAGUUUGUGGAAAAGCGCAAUAAAAUCAAAAUCACAAUUAUUAGCAUGCUUCAACAAAUGGCCUGAGCACUUAAAUGUUUAAUGUGUAUCUACCAUAAACAAGAGAAUGGAAAGUGUGUCUGUCCCUUAUUUCAGUUUGGACUGGGUAAAAUAUUCUGCUCUGUCAUUUAGGCCUACAACAUAUUAUCUGUUUGUGAGCUAAGUUUAAAUGAAUAUUGUUUGAAAAUUGAAUUGGAUGUAAAAAUAAAGCUGUGUAAAUUAAACUAUUACCCUCAA